AUGGCUUCCAAGAGUGACCCUACUGCCGAUUCCAAGUCCGUCGAGGCGCAAAUCAAGAGCCACGAUGGCAGGGACAAUGGCGCCAGUGCAGACAUCGACGGCCCCCAGGAUGUGAGAAAUGCUGAAGAUGCAUCUAUCAAUGGAUCCGAUGUGCUUGCGCUGCAGGACGUUGACCCCGCCAUGAACAUGAAGAUGCAUCUUGUGAAUAACGCCAUUGACGAGAUUGGUUGGACUCCUUACCACAUGAAGCUGUUUUUCCUCAAUGGUUUUGGCUAUGCUGUCGACUCCAUGAUCACCCUCUUCCAGUCCAUUGUCGCUGGCCAGUCCUUCAUGGAGUUUGGUGGCGUUGGUUUCGCCAAUGGACUCACAAUCGCCGUGUACGUUGGAAUGCUUCUGGGUGCCAUUUUCUGGGGCUUUGGUGCCGACAUCAUCGGCCGCAAGUACGCCUUCAACUGCUCCCUCUUCAUCUGCUCCAUCAGCUGCAUCAUUGCUGGUGGCAUGCCCAACUGGCCCGCGCUCGGCGUCUUCGUCGCCCUGCUUGGCUUCGGAGGCGGUGGCAACCUUGUUCUGGACACAACUGUCUUCCUCGAGUUCCUUCCCAGCCAUAAGCAGUGGCUCGUAACUCUGAUGGCCUGCUGGUGGGGUGUUGGACAGGCCAUUGCCGGCUUCAUCGCCUGGGGCUUCAUGGUCCCCGAGAAGUGGAACUGCGCCGACAUCGAGACGUGCACCAAGGAUAACAACUGGGGCUGGCGCUACGUGCUCUUCACCGGUGGCUCCAUUGUGUUCGUCUUGUCCAUUCUCCGUAUCACCAUUGUGCGCCUCAUGGAGACGCCCAAGUACCUUCUUGGCAUGGGCAAGGAUGCCGAAGUUGUUGAGACUCUCCAGCACAUCGCCACAAAGUACAACAAGCCCUGCUCUCUCACUCUUGAGCAGCUCGAGGCUUGUGGCGCCGCCACCUCGGCACACAGCAAGAGCAAGUUCUCAGUUGGCGAGCUGAUGAUUCACAUGCGUGGCCUCUUCAGCACCAAGAAGAUGACUCUUUCCACCCUCUUGAUCUGGCUCUCCUGGACACUGAUCGGACUGGCCUAUCCCUUGUAUCUGGUCUUCCUUCCACAAUAUCUCAAGAACCGAGGCACCUCGUUCGAGCGCACUCCCUACGAGAACUGGCGCAACUAUGCCCUGAACAACACCAGCAGUAUCUUUGGUCCUCUCGCCGGAGCUUUCAUGUGUAACACCAAGCUCCUCGGCCGCAAGUACACAAUGGCCAUCGGCUCCCUGAUGACCAUGGCCUUCUUCUUCGCCUAUACCGCUGUGAGGACUAACGCUCAGGACAUUGCUUUCAAUUGCUUGAUCUCAUUCUGUCUCAACAUCUACUAUGGUACUCUGUAUGCGUACACCCCAGAGGUUCUUCCCAGCGCCCAUCGUGCUACUGGCAACGGCAUCUCCGUCUCAUUCAACAGAAUCAUGGGCAUCAUCUCUGCCGUUGUGGCCGCCAAAGCUGAUACCUCGACGGAUGCACCCAUCUACAUCUGCGCUUCACUCUACAUUGUCGCCGCCAUUGUUGCAGUGCUAUUCCCCUAUGAGCCAUACGGCAGGCGAAGCUCGUAA
This is a messenger RNA of Clonostachys rhizophaga, 1608 nucleotides long. The record is from the annotation of a GenBank genome assembly. Lineage: Eukaryota; Fungi; Ascomycota; Sordariomycetes; Hypocreales; Bionectriaceae.